AUGGGAGAAGCACCUGAGCCUGACUUCAACACCUCCCUCUGGCUCCACUCCAGCGUUAACACCUCCUGUAAUCCGCCAAUCAGAGCAGCGUGUUCAUACAGCACAGCUCAGUUCAUCCUCAUCGUCAUGGUAACCACCUCCCUCAGCUUCGUCACUGUCCUGGGCAACACGCUGGUGAUCCUGUCCAUCAAGGUGAACCGUCAACUGCAGACCGUCAACAACUACUUCCUGUUGAGCCUGGCGGUGGCCGACCUGAUCGUCGGCCUGUCGUCCAUGAACCUGUACACGCUGUACCUGCUGUGGGGCCGCUGGCCCCUGGGGGCCGCUGUCUGUGACAUGUGGCUCGUUGUGGACCACGUGGUGAGCAACGCCUCUGUUCUGAACCUGCUGAUCAUCAGUCUGGAUCGGUACCUCUGCAUGACGCGGCCGCUCAGCUACCCGGCAAGGCGGACAGGCAGGAUGGCGAGGCUGAUGAUCGCAGCUGCCUGGCUGUUGUCCUUCGUCCUCUGGACCCCCGCCAUCCUCUGCUGGCAGAAUGUCGGGGGCAAACGUGUGGUCCCUGAUGGAGAGUGUUACACCCAGCUCCUCGCCAGCCCUGCUGUCACUCUGGGGACAACGCUUCCUUCUUUUUACCUGCCGGCGCUCGUCAUGAUCGGCUUGUACAGCCGUCUGUCCGCCGCCAGCCGCGGUCGACUGAGCGCGCUGCGCUCAGAGCCAGGCGCACUCAGGACAUCCAGUCCGUCCAUAAAAGACUUCCUCCUGAAAAGACGGAGCCGGGUGACCAGUGAACCGGGCUCAGACCAGUCUCUGAACCAAUUAGAGCCCAGCACUCCGAAACCCAGGAGGAACCAGAAGGACACCUCUAAGCUGACGGACGUCUGUCUGUCCCCUCAUCAGUGGCACCCUCGAGCCGUUGCCCGCCACCCUAGGGACGAAGACUACAACAAGAUUGAAAACGACUCUUCGUCCAACACUGACCUCCACAGGACGGCCUCUGCAGCCUUUUCUUCCUGUCCCAGCUUCAGGUCCCAGGAGAGACGGAGACGUCGAGUGAUGGCCCGGGAGAGGAGGGUCACCAAAACCAUCCUGGCCAUCCUCCUGGCCUUCAUCCUCACCUGGACGCCGUACAACAUCUUGGCCGUCAUCGCUGCCUUUUGUCACGUCUGCGUCCCCGGCGUCCUGUGGACCACAGGGUACUGGCUCUGUUACGUGAACAGCGCCAUCAACCCCGGCUGCUACGCUCUGUGCAACGUCACCUUCAGAAACACCUUCUGCAGCCUCCUGCGCUGCCGCCGGUCAAAGCUCCGAUGAGGCUGUCCAGGUGUGUCUUCUCACGGUGUGGUUUAUGGCUGUCUGGCAGGUAAAGGAGGACGAGUUCAGUCCACUGGUCACGGUGUUUACUGACCAAUCA
Molecule: messenger RNA, 1411 nt
Organism: Chelmon rostratus (copperband butterflyfish)
Lineage: Eukaryota; Metazoa; Chordata; Actinopteri; Chaetodontiformes; Chaetodontidae
Gene: chrm4b
Product: cholinergic receptor, muscarinic 4b
Exons: 1
Coding region: 1-1311 (436 amino acids)
Biological process (GO): adenylate cyclase-activating adrenergic receptor signaling pathway
Cellular component (GO): plasma membrane
Molecular function (GO): G protein-coupled acetylcholine receptor activity
Source: RefSeq, a predicted model, not a curated record